AACUGUGAGGAAUAGAGGCUGUUCUCAGAGUUUAGUAUAUUUCUACAAGUUGAAGCUAUUCAGAGAGAUUCUUGGAAAUCCUUGAUAUGUAACUUUACAUGGAUUUAGGCCUAAUUGGCCACUUUUAGUUUUUAACUGCUAGGGUGGAGAGAUUUUGCUUGACAAAUGAUGAAGUAAAUCCAUUGUCUAGAAUUGAGAUUAAGGGAUUUAAAAGCUGGAGAGGAACAAUGAAUUGCCUGGAAGGUAAAUAUCCUCAGUUAGAGGCAGAUUAUUUUCUCCAGAUUACAUCCCAGAUCUGACAUAGUCUUGUCUCUCACAGGUUGAGUUGCAGGUUGGCUACAUUUUGUGUAUUUGGAAACGUACAAAGUACUCUGAAUUUCAUGAAAUAUUUUGAGGCAAAGUUGGACCGGAAUGUCCCCAAAUAUGGUAGAGCAAAUAGCACAGCUGCCAGAGAAAGAUCCUACACUUUAAAGAGAAGAAGCAGACAACUUCCUGGUGAAUUUAGGACUGCUUGAUGAAAUUGUUACAGUGACCCCAGCCUUCAGCCACCACCACCUGUCAGUCAGCAGCCAUCAACACAAAGGCAAGACCCUCCUCCACCAGCACGAAGACUACGACUCACUGAAGGCUCAGCUGAUCACUAGCACUUUUUGACAGUAAACUGUUUUUUAAUAAAGAGUUCCAUUUUAAUUGCUGUUAAUCAUUUCAGAGAAGAACACUGGACUUUGAAAAAAAUGUUGGAAGCCAUUGACAAAAAUCGGGCCCUGCAUGCAGCAGAGCGCUUGCAAACCAAGCUGCGAGAACGUGGGGAUGUAGCAAAUGAAGACAAACUGAGCCUUCUGAAGUCAGUCCUGCAGAGCCCUCUCUUCAGUCAGAUUCUGAGCCUUCAGACUUCUGUACAGCAGCUGAAAGACCAGGGAAAUAUUGCAACUUCAGCAACUUCAAAUAUUGAAUAUGCCCACGUUCCUCAUCUCAGCCCAGCUGUGAUUCCUACUCUGCAAAAUGAAUCGUUUUUAUUAUCCUCAAACAAUGGGAAUCUGGAAGCACUUACAGGAUCUGGUAUUCCACACAUUAAUGGGAAACCUACUUGUGAUGAAUUUGAUCAGCUUAUCAAAAAUAUGGCCCAGGGUCGCCAUGUAGAGGUUUUUGAGCUGCUCAAACCUCCAUCUGGAGGCCUUGGGUUUAGUGUUGUGGGACUAAGAAGUGAAAACAGAGGAGAGCUGGGAAUAUUUGUACAAGAGAUACAAGAGGGCAGUGUGGCUCAUAGAGAUGGAAGAUUGAAAGAAACUGAUCAAAUUCUUGCUAUCAAUGGACAGGCUCUCGAUCAGACAAUUACACAUCAGCAGGCUAUCAGCAUCCUACAGAAAGCCAAAGAUACUGUCCAGCUUGUUAUUGCCAGAGGCUCGUUGCCUCAGCUUGUCAGCCCCAUAGUUUCCCGUUCUCCAUCUGCAGCCAGCACAAUUUCAGCUCACUCUAAUCCGGUUCAUUGGCAACACGUGGAAACUAUUGAAUUGGUGAAUGAUGGAUCUGGUUUGGGAUUUGGCAUCAUAGGAGGAAAAGCAACUGGUGUGAUAGUAAAAACCAUUCUGCCUGGAGGAGUAGCUGAUCAGCAUGGGCGUUUAUGCAGUGGAGACCACAUUCUAAAGAUUGGUGACACAGAUUUAGCAGGAAUGAGCAGUGAGCAAGUAGCACAAGUCCUUAGGCAAUGUGGAAAUAGAGUUAAGUUGAUGAUUGCAAGAGGUGCCAUAGAAGAACAUACAGCACCCACUGCUUUGGGCAUCACCCUCUCCUCAUCUCCAGCUUCAAUGCCAGAGUCGCGGGUUGAUGCUUCUACUCAGAAAGGUGAAGAAAGUGAGACAUUUGAUGUAGAACUCACUAAAAAUGUCCAAGGAUUAGGAAUUACCAUUGCUGGCUACAUUGGAGAUAAAAAAUUGGAACCUUCAGGAAUCUUUGUAAAGAGCAUUACAAAAAGCAGUGCCGUUGAGCAUGAUGGAAGAAUCCAAAUUGGAGACCAAAUUAUAGCAGUAGAUGGCACAAACCUUCAGGGUUUUACUAAUCAGCAAGCAGUAGAGGUAUUGCGACACACAGGACAAACUGUGCUCCUGACACUAAUGAGGAGAGGAAUGAAGCAGGAAGCCGAGCUCAUGUCAAGGGAAGACGUCACAAAAGAUGCAGAUUUGUCUCCUGUUAAUGCCAGCAUAAUCAAAGAAAAUUAUGAAAAAGAUGAAGAUUCUUUAUCUUCGAGGAGAAACACCAACAUAUUACCAAUUGAAGAAGAAGGGUAUCCGUUACUGUCAGCUGAGAUAGAAGAAAUAGAAGAUGCACAAAAACAAGAAGCUGCCCUGCUGACAAAAUGGCAAAGGAUUAUGGGAAUUAACUAUGAAAUAGUGGUGGCCCAUGUGAGCAAGUUUAGUGAGAACAGUGGACUGGGGAUAAGCCUGGAAGCAACAGUGGGACAUCAUUUUAUCCGAUCUGUUCUACCAGAGGGUCCUGUUGGACACAGCGGGAAGCUUUUCAGUGGAGACGAGCUAUUGGAAGUAAAUGGCAUAACUUUACUUGGGGAAAAUCACCAAGAUGUGGUGAAUAUCUUAAAAGAACUGCCUAUAGAAGUGACAAUGGUGUGCUGUCGUCGAACUGUGCCACCCACCACCCAAUCAGAAUUGGAUAGUCUGGACUUAUGUGAUAUUGAGCUAACAGAAAAGCCUCAUGUAGAUCUAGGUGAGUUCAUCGGGUCAUCAGAGACAGAGGAUCCAGUGCUGGCGAUGACUGAUGCGGGUCAGAGUACAGAGGAGGUUCAAGCACCUUUGGCCAUGUGGGAGGCUGGCAUUCAGCACAUAGAGCUGGAGAAAGGGAGCAAAGGACUUGGUUUUAGCAUUUUAGAUUAUCAGGAUCCAAUUGAUCCAGCAAGCACUGUGAUUAUAAUUCGUUCUUUGGUGCCUGGAGGCAUUGCUGAAAAGGAUGGACGACUUCUUCCCGGUGACCGACUCAUGUUUGUAAAUGAUGUUAACUUGGAAAACAGCAGUCUUGAGGAAGCUGUAGAAGCACUGAAGGGAGCACCAUCAGGAACUGUGAGAAUAGGAGUUGCUAAGCCUUUACCCCUUUCACCAGAAGAAGGUUAUGUUUCUGCUAAGGAGGAUUCCUUUCUCUACCCACCACACUCCUGUGAGGAAGAAGGGCUGGCUGACAAACCCCUCUUCAGGGCUGACUUGGCUCUGGUGGGCACAAAUGAUGCUGACUUAGUUGAUGAAUCCACAUUUGAGUCUCAAUACUCUCCUGAAAAUGACAGCAUCUACUCUACUCAAGCCUCUGUUUUAUCUCUUCAUGGCAGUUCUUGUGGUGAUGGCCUGAACUACGGUUCUUCCCUUCCAUCAUCUCCUCCUAAGGAUGUUAUCGAAAAUUCUUGUGAUCCAGUACUUGAUCUGCAUAUGUCUUUGGAGGAACUGUAUACCCAGAAUCUCCUGCAAAGACAGGAUGAGAAUACACCUUCGGUGGACAUAAGUAUGGUGCCUGCUUCUGGCUUUACUAUAAAUGACUACACACCUGCAAAUGCUAUUGAACAACAAUAUGAAUGUGAAAACACAAUAGUGUGGACUGAAUCUCAUUUACCAAGUGAAGUUAUAUCAAGUGCAGAACUUCCUUCUGUGCUACCCGAUUCAGCUGGAAAGGGCUCUGACUACCUGCUUGAACAGAGCUCCCUGGCCUCUAAUGCUGAGUGUGUCAUGCUUCAAAAUGUAUCUAAAGAAUCUUUUGAAAGAACUAUUAAUAUAGCAAAAGGCAAUUCUAGCCUAGGAAUGACAGUUAGUGCUAAUAAAGAUGGCUUGGGGAUGAUUGUUCGAAGCAUUAUUCAUGGAGGUGCCAUUAGUCGAGAUGGCCGGAUUGCCAUUGGGGACUGCAUCUUGUCCAUUAAUGAAGAGUCUACCAUCAGUGUAACCAAUGCCCAGGCACGAGCUAUGUUGAGAAGACAUUCUCUCAUUGGCCCUGACAUAAAAUUUUCUGCAGCACCUGCUGACGAUCGAGCCCCCUUUUAUGUAAUUACUUAUGUGCCUGCAGAACAUUUGGAAGAGUUCAAAAUAAGCUUGGGACAGCAAUCUGGAAGAGUAAUGGCAUUGGAUAUUUUUUCUUCAUGCACUGGCAGAGACAUUCCAGAAUUACCAGAGCGAGAAGAGGGAGAGGGUGAAGAAAGCGAACUUCAAAACACAGCAUAUAGCAAUUGGAAUCAGCCCAGGCGGGUGGAACUCUGGAGAGAACCAAGCAAAUCCUUAGGCAUCAGCAUUGUUGGUGGACGAGGGAUGGGGAGUCGGCUAAGCAACGGAGAAGUGAUGAGGGGCAUUUUCAUCAAACAUGUUCUGGAAGAUAGUCCAGCUGGCAAAAAUGGAACCUUGAAACCUGGAGAUAGAAUCGUAGAGGUGGAUGGAAUGGACCUCAGAGAUGCAAGCCAUGAACAAGCUGUGGAAGCCAUUCGGAAAGCAGGCAACCCUGUAGUCUUUAUGGUACAGAGCAUUAUAAACAGACCAAGGAAAUCCCCUUUGCCUUCCUUGCCGCACAACCUUUACCCUAAGUACAGCUUCAGCAGCACUAACCCAUUUGCUGACUCUCUACAAAUCAACGCCGACAAGGCACCCAGUCAGUCAGAGUCAGAGCCAGAGAAGGCUCUGUUGUGCAGUGUGCCCCCACCCCCUCCUUCAGCCUUUGCAGAAAUGGGUAGUGAUCACACACAGUCAUCUGCAAGCAAAAUCUCACAAGAUGUGGACAAAGAGGAUGAGUUUGGUUACAGCUGGAAAAAUAUCAGAGGGCGUUAUGGAACCCUAACAGGCGAGCUGCAUAUGAUUGAACUGGAGAAAGGUCAUAGUGGUUUGGGCCUAAGUCUUGCUGGGAACAAAGACCGAUCCAGGAUGAGUGUCUUCAUAGUGGGGAUUGAUCCAAAUGGAGCUGCAGGAAAAGAUGGUCGAUUGCAAAUUGCAGAUGAGCUUCUAGAGAUCAAUGGUCAGAUUUUAUAUGGAAGAAGUCAUCAGAAUGCCUCAUCAAUCAUUAAAUGUGCCCCUUCUAAAGUGAAAAUAAUUUUUAUCAGAAAUAAAGAUGCAGUGAAUCAGAUGGCUGUAUGUCCUGGAAAUGCAGUAGAACCUUUGCCUUCUAACUCAGAAAAUCUUCAAAAUAAGGAGACAGAGCCAACUGUUACUACUUCUGAUGCAGCUGUGGACCUCAGUUCAUUUAAAAAUGUGCAACAUCUGGAGCUUCCCAAGGAUCAGGGGGGUUUGGGUAUUGCUAUCAGCGAAGAAGAUACUCUCCGUGGAGUCAUCAUAAAGAGCUUAACAGAGCAUGGGGUAGCAGCCACGGAUGGACGACUCAAAGUCGGAGAUCAGAUAUUGGCUGUAGAUGAUGAAAUUGUUGUUGGUUACCCUGUUGAAAAGUUUAUUAGCCUUCUGAAGACAGCAAAGACAACGGUAAAACUUACCAUCCAUGCUGAGAAUCCAGAUUCCCAGGCUGUUCCUUCAGCAGCUGGUGCAGCCAGUGGAGAAAAAAAGAACAGCUCCCAGUCUCUGAUGGUCCCACAGUCUGGCUCCCCGGAACCGGAGUCCAUCCGAAAUACAAGCAGAUCAUCAACACCAGCAAUUUUUGCUUCUGAUCCUGCAACCUGCCCCAUUAUCCCUGGCUGCGAAACAACCAUCGAGAUUUCCAAAGGGCGAACAGGGCUGGGCCUGAGCAUCGUUGGGGGUUCAGACACGCUGCUGGGUGCCAUUAUUAUCCAUGAAGUUUAUGAAGAAGGAGCAGCAUGUAAAGAUGGAAGACUCUGGGCUGGAGAUCAGAUCUUAGAGGUGAAUGGAAUUGACUUGAGAAAGGCCACACAUGAUGAAGCAAUCAAUGUCCUGAGACAGACGCCACAGAGAGUGCGCCUGACACUCUACAGAGAUGAGGCCCCAUACAAAGAGGAGGAAGUGUGUGACACCCUCACUGUUGAGCUGCAGAAGAAGCCAGGAAAAGGCCUAGGAUUAAGUAUUGUUGGUAAAAGAAACGAUACUGGAGUAUUUGUGUCAGACAUUGUCAAAGGAGGAAUUGCAGAUGCCGAUGGAAGACUGAUGCAGGGAGACCAGAUAUUAAUGGUGAAUGGGGAAGACGUUCGUAAUGCCACCCAGGAAGCAGUUGCUGCUUUGCUAAAGUGUUCCCUAGGCACAGUAACCUUGGAAGUUGGAAGAAUCAAAGCUGGUCCAUUCCAUUCAGAGAGGAGGCCAUCUCAAAGCAGCCAGGUGAGUGAAGGCAGCCUGUCGUCUUUCACUUUUCCACUCUCUGGAUCCAGUACAUCUGAGUCCCUGGAAAGUAGCUCAAAGAAGAAUGCAUUGGCGUCUGAAAUACAGGGAUUAAGAACAGUUGAAAUAAACAAGGGCCCUACUGACUCACUGGGAAUCAGCAUCGCUGGAGGAGUAGGCAGCCCACUUGGUGAUGUGCCUAUAUUUAUUGCAAUGAUGCACCCAACUGGAGUUGCAGCACAGACCCAAAAACUAAGAGUUGGGGAUAGGAUUGUCACUAUCUGUGGCACAUCCACUGAGGGCAUGACUCACACCCAAGCAGUUAACCUACUGAAAAAUGCAUCCGGUUCCAUUGAAAUGCAGGUGGUUGCUGGAGGAGAUGUGAGUGUGGUCACAGGUCAUCAGCAGGAGCCUGCAAGUUCCAGUCUUUCUUUCACUGGGCUGACAUCAAGCAGUAUAUUUCAGGAUGAUUUAGGACCUCCUCAAUGUAAGUCUAUUACACUAGAGCGAGGACCAGAUGGCUUAGGCUUCAGUAUAGUUGGAGGAUAUGGCAGCCCUCAUGGAGACUUACCCAUUUAUGUUAAAACAGUGUUUGCAAAGGGAGCAGCCUCUGAAGACGGACGUCUGAAAAGGGGCGAUCAGAUCAUUGCCGUCAAUGGGCAGAGUCUAGAAGGAGUCACCCAUGAAGAAGCUGUUGCCAUACUUAAACGGACAAAAGGCACUGUCACUUUGAUGGUUCUCUCUUGAAUUGGCUGUCAGAAUUGAGCCAACCCAACCCCUAGCUCACCUCCUACUGUAAAGAGAAUGGACUGGUCCUGAAAUUUUUUAUGUUGUGUUCAGCUGGGUCUUCAAAACUAUAGGGGGGAAAUAACACUUAAGUUUGUUUUUCUCAUAUAGAAAUGCCUUCCUUACUGACAACCUAACAUCAUUUUUCUUUUCUUCUUGCAUUUUGUGAACUUAAAGUCAAAGAGAAGGAAUAUUUCUGUAGGUGACUCUCGUUUUUAUUUGUGAAGAUAUCUAAUGUUUUGUAGUCACAUGGGCAAGAAUUAUUACAUGCUAAGCUGGUUAGUAUAAAGAAAGAUAAUUCUAAAGCUAACCAAAGAAAAUGGCUUCAGUAAAUUAGGAUGAAAAAUGAAAAUAUAAAAUAAAGAAGAAAAUAUCAGGGAGUUUAAAAAAAUGCCUCAAUUUGGCAAUCUACCUCCUCUCCCCAACCCAAACUAAAAAAAGAAAAAAAAGUUUUCUAUUCAAAAUCUUUAAAAAUACUGUCAGUAUUUUAAAAUUUUCAACACAGUAUUAUAAAAACAUUGCAUCUCCCCACCUCUAAUAUUCAUAUAUAUUUUUCCUGCUAAAAUUGGUUUCCACAGUUGAGCAAAUGGCAAAUAUAUGAAGCAAUGUCCCUAAAUUUUAUAAAGAAAUUAUAUUUAAUGCACAUCUCAAUUUUCAUUUUUAUUUUUGACCUUUUAUAAAAUAUUUUCAUGUUGCUAUAAGUAAAUGAUGAUGCCACCCCAUGUUGACUAUGGUUUUUCUAGAAAGCAACUAUGCUGCCAACCAUAGAGGAACAUAGAAGGGUUCCAGAAUCUUUAGUGCUGGUUUUAACAACCGAUGCAACAUUAAAAAUGUGUUAGUGUGCUGUGCAAUUGGUUUUCAAUUCGUAUUAAUCUUAAUGACAGAGAACAAUGUGUUACUAAUUAUUUUGGUUGUAUGCCAUUAGUAAAUUGAUAGAAAAAUUAAGGGGAUUAACAUAACUUCAUUUCAUUGCCUUAUAUUAACAUCUUAUAAUACAAUAGUUUAAGACUAAGGGAAACAGAUGGAGCUGUUUAUUGAGACAACUGGUGAGGAAUUAUCAUGUGUUCAUUCCCAUUUUAGACCGUGAAACUCCUACAUUAGAAUAUAUAAAGUCACUUUAAAUAUUAUCUAUAUUUGUAACAGAAGUAGUGUACAGAUAUUUUAUUACAGCAUUUUUGUGUAAAUGCAGAAUUAAAGUGAAUAAAUAAGAAUUUUCAGUGGUGCACAAAUAAGCAGCAAGCAUAUUUUUUUGUUCUUUUUACUGUGGAAAAGCUUUCUUAUAUACUGUUCAAGAUUUACAACUUAAAAUUGGUUUUUAUCAUGUCUAACUGCACAUAUGGUGUCCAUAGUUACAGCUAAAGGAACUUUGGACAACAUCUUUAUGGAAAGCUUAAUAUUUUUUACCUUCACAAUUUUUUCUAGCACUAAAGAUUCAUAGACUCCUCAGAGAUGAGAGGAAGAUGACAUUGUAGAAAGAGAAGUAUCCUGCCUGUAUAUAUUCUUCUCAAAUGCUGUUAAUGCAGUAAUAUUGUAAGUUGCUCUUUAAUGUAGUCAAGAACUAUUCAAGUGUAUUCAGAUGGACAAAAUCAUAAUCAAAAUUAUUUGUAUUAAUAAACAUAACAAGUCCAGCUUGAACACUGAGCAAGGAAUGAGGGGGACUGUGUUCUACUAAUUUUGUACCAAAUUAGCUAACAAACUUGCAUUUCCCUCUCGUUCAUCUUAUCUGUAAAAUGAUAGAUUAUUUUAUCACAAAGGUUCUAUUUAGUUCUAAAAUAUAAGAAUUCCGUGAUUCUUAGUUACACAAAACGAAUAGAAGAAACUACAUAUUGUAACAACUCGAAAGUUGUUAAACAAUCAUUGUAAAUUUAGGUGCUCAAUGUAACAAAAUUCAUUUUAGUAUCCCAGUGACACAUCUACCUUCUUAGCCAUCAUUUAGUGGCGUUCCAUAACGAAAGAUGCCAUUAUUUCAUGGUAAGCUGCUGGAAGAUGGACUAACCUCCCAUCUGAGUUUGAGCUAGCAAAGACUUUUUAUAGAGGGUGCUCCAUACCAGACUGUGUGGGAGACAGCCACCCAACCCCUUCAAGUUUCAUAAUAUGUCUAAGUGCCCCCAACAAGAACAGCCCAGUUUAAAUAGUGUCUUCCCAUGAUUCAUGUCCAUCUGGAACCUCAGAACGUGAUCUUUGGAAAUGGGGUCUUUGCAGAUGUAAUCAGUUAAGUUCAUGCUGGUUUAUGGUGUUCUCUAUCCUAUGACUGGUUUCUGUGUAAGUAGGCAUUGUAAAGGCACAGACAUAGGGAAGAAGGCCCCAUGAAGAUGGGGGCAAAACAAAACAAAACAAAACAAACAAGCCAAGGAAUACCUAGGGGGCCCUCAAAAGCUGGAAGAGACAAGGAAUGUUUUCUCCCUAGGGCCUUCAGAAGGAAGUUGGCCUUAUUGACACCUUGAUUUCAGGCUUCUGCCCUCCAUGCUGUGACAAAAUAAAUUUUUGUUGUUUUAAGCCACAGUUUGUGGUACUUUGUUUAAGCACUGGGAAACUGAUAGAGUAUCUUAAAUGUUGGUUGCACAUGGUGGCUCGUGCCUGUAAUUCCAGCACUGCGAGAGGCUGAGGUGAGCUGAUCUCUUGAGCUCAGGAUUUUGAGACCAGCCUGAGCAACAUGGUAAAACCCUGUUGCUACAGAAAGUACAAAAAAAAAAAAAAAAAAAAAAAACUAGCCAGACAGCUACUUGGGAGGCUGAGGCAGGAGAAUCACUUGAGCCUGGGAGGCAGCGUUUGCAAUGAGCGAAGAUCGCACCAUUGCACUUCAGUGGGCGAUGGGCGUAAAAUCUUGUCUCAAAAAAAAAAAAAAAAAAAAAAAGUUUAUGUGUCCUGAGCUACUGUCAUUAUGUCUGGCUAACAGGAGAAACUCUAUGAGUAGCUAUUAAUUAACAAAGACAAAGCACAUUAAAGAGAAAAUGGAAGGAGGGAGGGAGGAAGGAAAGUAAAGUUUGAGAGGAAAAGUAUAUAGAUUCAUAAGUACUGGGGAUAAGUAAUGAAGCCUUAUGCUUGCUAUAUUAUUUCUUUCUGGAAAUAUAGUAGUUGUCUGUGGUGAAAAAAGAAAGAAGAAAGUGCUUGAACAAAGAGUUUAAAUAAAGACUUGACUUACAGUGUUAGUGCCAACGUACUACCCAAAACAGUGGAUUGCCCAUAAUAGGUUCCAUAAAUAUAAUUAUGUUUGAUUAAAUCAAACUGGAAAUACCACAGAUUUCUGGUAUUCUUCAUACCACUCCAAAAGGACAAUAACAGUAAUAAAAUAUUUCAUUUAUAUAUAUAUAUAUAAUGAACAGUAAUAAAGUAUUUUUUAUAUAUAUACACACACACACACACAUAUAUAUUAGCAGCAGGAAUAGCAAGGUAAUGUAGCAAAUCAGUAAAAUUCAUAUAUCAGAACAGUGAUGGAGUUAGAAGCAUAAAAUAUUAAAAUUCAUUAAAGAUAAGACAACGGGGCCAGGCGCGGUGGCUCACGCCUGUAAUCCCAGCACUUUGGGAGGCCGAGGCAGGCGGAUCACGAGGUCAGGAGAUCGAGACCAUCCUGGGUAACACGAUGAAACCCUGUCUCUACUAAAAAUACAAAAAAAUUAGCCGAGCGUGGUAGCGGGCGCCUGUAGUCCCAGCUACUUGGGAGGCUGAGGCAGGAGAAUGGUGUGAACCCGGGAGGUGGAGCUUGCCAUGAGCCGAGAUCAAGCCACUGCACUCCAGCCUGGGUGACAGAGUGAGACUCCGUCUCAAAAAAAAAAAAAAAAAAAAGAUAAAGGAGGAGAGGGUUUUUUUUUUUUCCAUUUUAUGAAUAUUGACAAAGCAGAUUCUGAUAGAUAUGAAGAAGCAAAGGGAGCUCUUCCCUGCUCUGAGAUAUACAAUACUAAACUGCCUUAGAUUUGCUCAGCUAGUUUAUUGUCUGACAAUGCCAUGCAAUGACUUGGUGCCCCUCUUGAGAUCCCAGGGUGAAUAGAGAAGUUGAAAAGAUGUGUUCAGGGAGACAAGUAAUAAAUAGGCUUUUUUUUUUUUUGGUUUAGGUGUGGGAAUGUCAAAACUAUCAUCACUUGCUUUCAGCAGCCCUGGUGUGUUGUUUCAUGUCGGUGACAGAUAUUCUGGAAUGCAUUUGAUUUGUGCAAAGAUGUUUCUCAACUUUGACUACUAGGAAUUAAGGUAUAACUUUGUCCUUUUCUAAAGAGAGUUAUUUGUAAGGCAGGAUUGGCCUUCAAUACCUUAAGAGGCAAAAAAUUGGUGUCAAGAAAAGUUCUAACUAAGACCAUGAAAACUGGGGAAAGCAAGUGUUCUUAAGGUGAUUUUUAUAUGCUUGGCAUUGAAAUUUCCUUUUCCUCAAAAUACAAGUAUUCCAUAUUCAUUUCAAUGUAAUUUAGAACAAAAAUGAUAUUAUCUGUGUAAGAAUUGUUAUUGUCAGUCAAGUACUGAAAUUUCAAUAAUAGGCCCUUAAAAGGCAUUCUGUCAAGCAGGAGGCAAAUGUAUGGUAAGGAUCUCAGAAUUGUCUCACUGGAAUUGUUAUUUGAAAUUUCCAAAAGGAUAACACCAUCAAAACACUGCCUUAGGCUGCUUCUAGGAGGAAACUUCAACUUGUUCAUUUAACUUUAGACACUUUUUGGAAGGUUGUGUCAAGUGUGAGUAUUUUGUGAUCCUUUCUCCCCCCACCCUCCUCUUCUUUACAUCCAUAUUUUCAGAAACACAGUUAUCCUUGGAAAACAUAAUUUUUCUUCUUACAUAUUUUCUUAUUGAUGUACUGGAAAUUAUGAUUUUUGACCUGAGUCUACCUUAAAAUAUUUGGCCUUCACAGUUCCACUACACUGAACUUCAUUCACCUAAAUGUACUUUAUUCCAUUCAGCAAAACUUAAAAAAUUUAUCUUGUUUUGGAAAAUUAAAUGAGAUAACUGCAUGUUAAGUACUAAUACUGUGCACACAAUAAGCUUUUAAGGAAUGAUGGGAGCAGUUGUACUUAUAAGACAUAGAGUCAUAUAAAUUCAGUACUUUCUCUAAAUAACCUUCCAUUUUUAUUUUUGUGUAAUCAUGUCUUGUUCUUUGGAAGUUGGAUGCAAAUCAACUUAUACAAAACUUUCCAAAGUUUCAGUUGUUUUACAUACAACCUUCAUGAUGUUUCCCAUAUUUUUCUAUAACUGUACUAUGAAUUACUAAACAUUUUUCUUUAAAGCAGACUGAUUUUAAGUUAAAUUUGCUCAAAAGAAAUAGUAUCUCAUUACUUUCAAUGGAAAACCAGUAUCAUUUGCCAUAAAUACAAAAUAACUAUGAGCAAAAGUUCAUAAAGCAAAGAAACAAAAUUCUGCCAAGAUACUAUUAUCCACCAAGAGUCAAAACUGUCGGUCUGUGCCCUGCUGUCUGUUAGAAAGGGAGAAUCACAAAUGUUAGAAUAGUGUUAAAAACUCCAUGGAAACUCUUUUCUGGGCUUAAAGGAACUGAAUGGUAUUUUCAUACCUUUCUAAUCAUGUGAUUCAAUAUUUCCUAGUGCCUUGUCAGUGCCACCUAAAAUCAUGAUCUUAUGAUGUGCUUCCUCUUUGGAAAAAACUCUAAAAUAGUAAUACUAAAAUCAAGAACAUUUUGUUUAUAGGACUCCUUUUUUUAAGAUGUGAAAGCCAGCCAGUCAAUUCCUGUUCUUAAGUAUAUUCUUAGCUAGGGAGGUUGCUUAAGAUUUUGUUUAUAAGACUUUCACUAAAAUCAGAAUUGGGUCAUCGUGCCCAGUGCUUUAGUUUUGGCAAUCUGAGUUUGAAAUAAAGGACAAAUGACAUAAAUUAAUGGAGUAAAAUUAAUGUUGUGGUAAUAUUAAAUAAAGCUAAUGCCUUUUGCACCUGGAGGGCUAUACAGAUGGCAGGCAUACCUAAUUAUGCACCCUGCUGCCUUUAAGUGUACUGAUAAAAAUCUCUCAACUGAGUAUGAAAUAUGUUCGUUCACUGGCUCCAGAAAAGUUUGAGUAAGGCAACACAAUCCACAAAAAGCCUAACAUACUUAUUUUUUAGUGUAAAGAAAUACAAUUCUGUAAGUUGAAAUAAUUGAAUACUUAUUUUUAAAACAAGUUAUUACUACUGUUGCAUUUGUUCUUUCUGUGAAUAUCAAAAUAUAUGUCUGUCAUUCCCAUUAGAAAAUGAUUAUUCCCAAACUAGCAAGGAAGUACUUAAAUGUAAGUUUAUAUUUUUACAUGCUGCACAUGAAUUAAAGAGAAUAAUUUACUAGUGGAAUUCUAAAUAAAUUGAUUUGCUUUGUUUAGGUAUAAAUUGGAUUUGUUAAUCAUUGCUGAGAUAUUUAUAAACUUGUUCAAUUCUUUAAGAAGUAACUUCUCUAGAAAAUAUUUUGCUUUAGUUAAAAAUAUAGAUAUUUUGCUACAGAUAUUUCAGAAACGUGACUGAGCUUUAAAAACCUUACUAUGAGUUCUCUUCACUUAAGGAAUGUAUUCCCAUGAACUUCAUUUUGUUGCAUUUGGAAACCUACGCAAUUAAAAGUAUAACCAGCAACUACUGCUGUUAGCUUCAGAAUGAUUUUUAAAAUCCUAUUUCUAAUAUUUGUUACACAUUCCUAUUAUGUUUCUUAUAAUUACACAUGUAUUUAUUACCUACAUUUUUUAAAAUAAAGGACCAGUAAACUAUGA
This is a messenger RNA of Symphalangus syndactylus (siamang), 13672 nucleotides long. RefSeq names its product multiple PDZ domain crumbs cell polarity complex component (gene MPDZ). Lineage: Eukaryota; Metazoa; Chordata; Mammalia; Primates; Hylobatidae. Gene Ontology annotation, molecular function: protein binding. The record is from RefSeq and is a predicted model, not a curated record.